Molecule: messenger RNA, 543 nt
Organism: Planococcus citri (citrus mealybug)
Lineage: Eukaryota; Metazoa; Arthropoda; Insecta; Hemiptera; Pseudococcidae
Product: TD and POZ domain-containing protein 1-like
Exons: 1
Coding region: 1-543 (180 amino acids)
Molecular function (GO): protein binding
Source: RefSeq, a predicted model, not a curated record
AUGUCUUCGGGUUCUUGUGAUUCAGAUUGCCAACCAAAUGGAAGUAAAACAAAAAUCCAUUCCGAUGAAGCAAGGUACGUUUGGACGAUUGAAGAUUUCGAUUUUCACGAGGCCAAAGGCGAACGAUUAUUUUCACCUCCGUUUUCAUCUGUUAAGAAUAAUCAAGUUAAAUGGUACUUGGAACUUUAUCCGAAUGGUAAAACCGAUGCAAAAGAUUCUGUCAGUUUGUUCAUCCGUUUGAAUAAACUCAGCAGUUUUGAAAACAGCAAAAAAAUAUUCGCGAAAGCUACGUUUCUUAUUUUAAAUAGCGAAAAUGAAGAAGAAGCCGAGCGAUCUUUCGACACCGUUAAGGAAUUUUCUCAUCCUGACAUUAAGAAAAUUGGUUUGGGCUUCAAAGAAUUCGUUAAAAAAGAUGAGAAGUUUAGAAACAAGUUGCUGUUGAACAAUACAUUGACGAUUCGCUGUGAAGUGAAGUUUUCUGAUAUGAACAAUAUCACUAGUAGUCCUCAUCAACGUGACAUUGAUAUUGAAAUGCCCGAAUGA